Molecule: messenger RNA, 666 nt
Organism: Microthlaspi erraticum
Lineage: Eukaryota; Viridiplantae; Streptophyta; Magnoliopsida; Brassicales; Brassicaceae
Source: the annotation of a GenBank genome assembly
AUGGCGCAACAAUCGUUGAUAUACAGUUUCGUCGCUCGCGGCACGGUAAUCCUCGUCGAGUUCACCGAUUUCAAAGGCAACUUCACCUCCGUCGCUGCACAGUGUCUUCAAAAGCUCCAUUCGUCGAACAAUAAGUUUACCUACAACUGCGAUGGUCAUACCUUCAAUUACCUCGUUGAAAAUGGAUUCACCUAUUGUGUUGUUGCAGGCGAUUCUGCUGGGAGGCAGAUUCCUAUGGCGUUCUUGGAGCGACUGAAGGAGGAUUUUAACAAGAGAUACGGUGGUGGUAAAGCUACAACUGCACAAGCAAACAGCUUAAACAAAGAAUUCGGGUCGAAACUGAAAGAGCACAUGCAGUAUUGCAUGGAUCAUCCUGAUGAGAUUAGCAAGCUUGCUAAAGCGAAUGCUCAAGUUUCUGAAGUUAAAGGUGUAAUAAGGGAUAACAUUGACAAGAUUCUUGACCGUGGUGUGAAAAUUGAUAUUUUGAUGGACAAAACCGAUAACCUUCGCUCACAGGCGCAAGAUUACAAAACGCAAGGAACUAAAAUCAGAAGAAAGAUGUGGUUUCAGAACAUGAAGAUCAAACUCAUUGUUCUUGCAAUCAUCAUUGCCUUGAUUCUCAUUAUCAUCCUCUCAGUUUGCGGGGGAUUCAACUGUGGCAAAUAG